Messenger RNA from Exophiala oligosperma, 1173 nucleotides. RefSeq lists its product as uncharacterized. Gene Ontology annotation, cellular component: nucleus. Gene Ontology annotation, biological process: regulation of gene expression. Lineage: Eukaryota; Fungi; Ascomycota; Eurotiomycetes; Chaetothyriales; Herpotrichiellaceae. The transcript has a single exon. The coding region runs from base 1 to 1173 and encodes 390 amino acids. The record is from RefSeq and is a predicted model, not a curated record.
AUGUCUUUCACCCAAAUUGCCAAGCUGGUCGGCGACCGGUGGCAGAAGCUAGAUCCAGGAGGUAAAGAGCCGUUCGAAGCCCAGGCCAACGCCGCUAAAGAGAGGUACAACAUACAACUGUCGACGUAUCGCAAGACGGAUGCAUACAAGGAAUACAUGCAAUACUUGGCAGAUUUCAAGAGCAAGCAUGGACAGCCCGCGGAGCCAAAAAGACCUAAACUCGAAGCUGAAUCUAGUGGGAGCAUCAUAUCAACCAAGUCAUUAGAACUCCAACCUGAAGCUGUGCCUCAGGCCUCUGGACACACUCGAGGUGGCUCUGUGGGAUCUGUUGCAUCUUCAUCGCUUACUGGCGGAGCUAUGCAAUCAACUCCUUCCGUACCCGUGAUGCCAUCGCGCCCGCCACUGCCUUCCUCCCGCAGCGGUUCGCCUCCCAUUCCUGCGACUAGAGAAUACUUCCGCCCAGGACUGUUAUCAAGCCACAGUUCUGUCUCAGAUGAGUCGACUACUGUGCGAAGUGAGUUGCCAGAACCGGUAAUGCGGACGGCAGCUCUUUCCCUGGGGGCUGGUGCCUCGGUGCCACCACCACUAUCAGCACAAACUGCCACUGCUUCGCCAACGGAAAACAUGACAACUCCCGACCAUCUCGAACGUUCUAGAAUAGCAUACUUUCUUCAACAGCAGAAUCCCCCCACACCCCCCUUCGGCCCUCAAGGAAUCAUGAGUGCCCCGGCUCACUUGUCGCCUACAAUGCAGGAGAUGACCUGGAGACAGCAGCAGCGAGGCUCCGAUCCCAGAGCAGCAUACCAGGAGAUGCCGAGGACACUGCAUGCUUCACUCCCCUACAACACCGCGACACACCAAUUCCAACACCCAUCACGAUUACCAAUGAUGUCGUCAGACCGACCACCAGACUUUUCGCAAGGCGCAAGCAUGCGGACGCUACCACCACCCCGGCCACCAUCCACCACCAGCCAAGCCUUGUCUCAAUUGGGCUCACCUUCGCUGGGCGAAGAGCCACCGUAUUUCCGACGACCUGUGCGAGAAGACGCACGACCUCAAUUAGAUCGGUCAGAGAGCGAUGCCGCCAGCACCCUGGCUGGGCUAGCAGCUGGAGUUCCCCGGUCGGACACAGCGAAACCUAUAAAGCCUCCUCCCCCACACACAGCGCCCUAG